CAGGAGCGGACGUAACCCCAGUCGGUACAGUCAUUUUCUUUCCUCGUCUUCCCAAUGACAGUUCCAGAUAUCUCUUCUCUCUACAUCACCAAUUCCUCAUCCAGGCUUUCGUUCUCCCAUGACAUUACUGACAGCCACAUCCUCAACGACCAUGACCUCCACAAGCUCAAAUGCUACGCAAAAUCGCUCCCGUACACUAUCGAGUCGACCUCAAGCAUGAUGGAACUCCUUGACUUCAUCAUCCUUCGCAUCGUGCAGUGCGUCGAGGCGAGGGAUUAUGAUGUUGGGCUCCUGCAGUGGGACAGUAUGCUCAGCUACUACUGGACCAUGCUCAAGUAUCCCAUUCCCAAGGAGAAGAGAAUUCGUCUCGCCAAGAUUUAUUACUAUGUUAGCACGAUACCCGGCAUGUCUACUCAAAUGGUGGCGACAUGUUCAGAUGCUUUCAAGCUUUUAACAAAGUCCAAGAAAUGUAUCUCUGUCGAGGAUAUGCGCCUACCCUGGAGGCCAAUAUACGACAUACUAAAGGAAGAUCUCUUCUUGAGCCGGAGGCAGUUCGAGUAUACGCAGCUGUCGUGGUGUAUGGGCUAUAUGGCUGAGAAUUCUCGAAAGUUUUUUCAUCCUGCCGCUAUCGAUGAGAUGCUCUCUACUUUUGUCCCACAGUUUAACGGAACUGACCUGGAUAGCGUACUGUCUUCGCAAUAUUACCUUCUUACCUUCCUUCCAUUAACCCAUCCCCAGUCGUAUCUCCCCAUGCUUCUUCGGAUGUGGGAAUCUAUAAACUCCUACUUCUACGAUGAACGGAUGUUGCAUUUUCUCUCGAAAUUGACGGAAAUGCACGUAGCACCUGAAAUCAGUGACCCACGUAAGCUUACGGAGAUACCUGAUGACGAGAGGUCUGAAGGCGAGCGACGGCCAAGGUGGUCACAAGAAGACCUAAAGGAAGACGCUGUCUGGCAUGGCCUUUACAAAGAUGUAGGCAUAUUCACUGAACAUGAGUGGGGCCUGUUGAUGUGUAAAUGCCUUGCGUCGAUGGGUACGAAUUCUGUGAUUUAUUCAGGUACAGAGCUCAUUGAUACUGCAGAAAUACCUCUGGCCGACACUGGCUCUCUAAGCACUGCUCCAACUGCAGACAAUCAGAUGGGAUUCGAGAUGGGCCGUCUCCCUAAAGCCAACUGGAGAAUACCGUCUCUGGCUCGCAUUAUUGUCUACUCAAUGGCUCCGGAUGGUUUCCCCAGCCCCGUGUCCACGGUCUCCACGCCUCUGAUGACGCCAUUACCAUCCGGAAUGAAUACACCGCAAAUUCAGUCUAGCACUUUAAAAGAAUUUCUGUCUGUUCCUCUGGGGAAACCUGCGCCAUCUAAAGGUCAAACAUACUUAGCCGGAUCAAAAGCUUUGGAUUCUCUAGCCAAAUUGAUCGCGUCGACUGAAAGCUUCUUCCACCCGUCAAACUCUGGGGCGUGGACUACCGAUCUAAGCGCGUUCAUCAAAUAUAUUGUCUACGAUUUCAACAAGCGGUGGCAUGAGGAGCAACGGUCCGAUUGCAAAACUCCAUUGAACCGAAGGUUGACAAGAACCAUGAAGCGAGAGCUCGUCAAGUGUUUGAGAACUGUAGCCCUUCUGGCGAUGUUCUCACAAGAUAAUAACACCGUUUCGAACAUCCAGAGCUGUUUGAAGUCUAUGAGUGUCAUGGAACCUGACCUCAUAUUACACCCUGUUCUCCAGCGUGCAGUUCCUUCGCUCGAGGCGCUCGUCGAGACUCAAAGGACGAUCGCCGUCAUAAAAGCCUUGGGCGCUGUUGCGCCAGCUAUCGUUUCUCGCGAGGUCUACUAUCCGGGAGGCAAGUAUCUUGUACCUAUACUACAGCUCCUGAUCCCCGGUAUCGAUCUGAAUGAUCCUUCGAAGACGCUUUGCACCACAGCUUUUUUGGUGGAAAUAUCUCAAUAUAUCAAGUUCGGCGACCUGACCACGGGUCAAGACCAAAUGUCUAGUGCUCCAGAAGUCGAAACCACUAUUCCCACUCGGACGGCUUCGACUUUGCCAUCUCUCGCUAAUGGUGAAUCUCCCGAUCUUGUCGACGAAGAGCCUAGACUCUCCAAUGAAGAUGAAGAUACGCUGUUGAAGGACACCACAGGAAGUUUUGCGGACUGGGUUACAAGCUUCAUUCGUCGUGUGAUACAGCUGCUUGAGAAUCUGCCAGAGGAAGGCCCCAACGGGUCAUCUGGAGGGGCUGUCGAAGUGCAGGUGGUGGAUGCUGUCGCUGGCGCUUGCAGCCAAAUCUGCGUCCAUCUAUCUGAGCCACUGUUUGAUCUAGUACUCAAUAUGGUCUUUGACUACGCGAGCACGAAUGUGCGGCCCAAUGCCGUCCGAGCUAUUCAUCAGUUAGUUGAAUGUAUAGCUAAUGCAGAUCCCGCCAAAACCCUGGCGAGGUUUUUACCAUUUUGCUCUCGGAAUAUCCGGACGGAGUUGGAGAAUGGUGCUUCGUCGCUUAGAACGACAUCGGCCUCGAUGCCCAUUCCCUCAGACGCUACUUUGCAUUGGAAUCUGGCCAUUUUGCGGGGUACUGUGUACAAUGACGGCAAGGCGAUAUUGAAAUACAAGGAUGAAUUGAUGUCUUUACUCCAAUUUUUGCAUUCCAAGGCGUACUCAAAACGCGGCUACUCUUGGCUGGGAAAAAUGCUAUCAAGCAUGCUUUUAACACUCACGCACACAUAUCCCUUGGAGAACAAAUUUAUAAAUCCAGAUGAAUGGAAGAGUGACGAAUUUCGGUGGAAUCAUCAUCGUCAUUGGGGCAAACUGUACAAAGCCGAGGAGAUUGAGGUGUCAUGGCAUAUUCCGAAUACGGAGGAAAUCGAUUUCGCCCUUCAGAUUUUUCGGGAACUGGUUGAGCCUGCUUUGUCACGUCUCGAAGAACUUUUGCAGCCCGAUGUCCCUCGCGAUGCUGUAUGGCGUAACGACUUUUGUCGCCACCUUGUUCUUAUUCGGAAUGCCUUUUCAGGGGUGCCCACUAUAGCGAAGGAACACCUAUCCGAUGACGAUAUUCGGGCUUCUUGGCAAACAAGUGAUAUUCUUGAUGAGAUCCCCGAGAUGCUGGCGUCGGUGGAACCAAAAAAUGCCGGAUUUUGCUUGACCGAUCCAAGCGAUCCUCGUCAUCGAUAUAUUCGCGGUUUCAGACACAGAUUCGGGGUCUUCUUGCACAACGCGUCCAUAUCUCUACGUCAGCAAGGAGAAGAGAAUAGCGUUGAUGCCGUUCAUGUACUUAUACAAGGUUUCCGGGCCUACCUGCUUGAAUAUGGAGAUAGUAGAGACAGCUUCUUUCUGAACGAAGAUCAGUUCAAUUCCGAAAAGAACGUCUCACGUCAGUAUGCACGACAAAAAGUGUGGCCUCGGGCAGUUUACGUUCGCAAAGCUAGGUAUCAGCAUGCCGCGAGGCUACGUUGGAAUUCAUUGGAACGUCUUAGAGGUCCACUUGAGGAUAGCUUAAUCGACGACCUCGUUGAAUGGUCUGUCUGGCAUUAUGCGGUCAUAAGAGAGACAAGCCAGAAUUUGCUGGAAAGCAUGUGUGGGCUCUACGAUGGUGUCCGUCGACGGGCUCUUCCGGCGCUCUACAAGUCCUUAGAGCCUGGCACUGAUGAUGACCGAAUGAAGGGAGCUCUCUGGACUUUGAACUUCCCUUCCUUUGGGCGAUAUGCGAUUUCAGAGCCAACUUUAGCCGCUACUUUAGUGCCCAAGCUUUUAAGCUGUCAGCAUAAUGAAAAACCUUCUAUCCAAGACUGCGUCUCUGUAGUUUCUGAGAAUUGCGUUACAAGUUUUGUUGAACCAUGUUACCUUGUUUACGAUGUCUCUUGUCCAGCAUUGGACAAAGCCGUCAAACGCAUCAAACACAUGCUUCCCUAUGAUGCUAAAGAGGCAGACAUCACCAACCGUUGUCGGCAAGCUAGAAUACGGCGAGUGCGCCUUAUGAAUGAAGCUGCUGAACAUACAACACAUUGGCGAUACGAAAUCGCAGCCAUUCGAUGUUUGCGUACACUACUCAGACGUGACAUGCCCUUAACUUCAGAGCAAAUUCGUUUCUUCGCAGAGCGAACUCAUCAUAGUCAUCCGACAUUACUGACAAUCGAGCAGUACGCUCAACGUUCUGUGAUGAAGGGCCUGAGGAACCUCAAAUUGCGCACUUUGUGUCCUAAUCCAGUGGACCUGUUCUUGGCUAGAAGCCCAAAUCCAUUGAAAGAUGAGAUCGCGGUUCAUCCAUCUCAGGCCUUAACAUCAAAGUUUUUAGCCGCUUACAAAGUUCCGUUUCAGUAUGACCAAAAGCAACCGAUAUUUCUGGAGACAUUCUCUCAAGGCUGGGUGGCUUGGGGUACGAGUAUCGGUCUCUACAGGCCACCACAUGCUGCCAAGUCGACGUUUCUGCCGUGGGAUCCUUCUAGUCAAGAGGCCAUCAUAGCAUUGAGAGCAGUGACUACAGAUUCGUCGUACUGGAAGAACCUUUCGACGUACUUCUCAGAGGAAAGUCAUGAAGUUUCGUUAACUCAAGAUAAUGUCUCUUGCGUCAAGUCAAUAUUCCAAGUACUUGAGGAUGCCCCGUUUCCCGCCUUGAAACCUACAUUGGAAGAACUGAUUAAUGAUAAGGAACCUGACAAGCAGAGAGCCGCUGCGGAGUUAGUUGCUGGGGUACUUGGGGGUUCGAAACAUUGGCCGCUGAACAAGCAGAAGGUCUUAUGGGCGUGGUUCAAGCCACUAAUCAAGCAAAUCUUCAAUAUGAACUUGAAGUCCGAUACCCUCCUGGUCUGGACUUCGUUCUUGGAGUAUACGUUUUAUAAAAAGGAUCCUCGACGGGUGCAGCCCAUCUUCGACUACCUCUUAGAGUCAUUCAAAACGAUGGACUACAACGCUGAACUGUCCUUCGACGUUGUCAAAAUCCUAUCCUUGUUCAGGACAUGCUAUGAAGAACUUGGUUGGAAGUUCUCGGCCUGGAUGGAUGAGGUUCUUCAGCGAUGUUGGAAGGAAAUUUACAGCGAACAUGAUGACGUACGCACGUAUAUCGCUGAAAUCCUUUGUUUCGCAGAUAAGAUCAAGUGUACCCCUCGAGCCACGAUACCCACCACCGAAGUAUUUGUCAAAGAAUGCCGAAUGCUACCAGUAGACUAUGACAUUAUGGGUAUGCGAGGCACGUAUCAUAAAGGACGGAUCCUGGAGCUUGUGGACAGCUUCAAGGUUUGGCGAGAGGAGCGAAUUCCGGGCGUCCGUGCUUUCCAGUCCAAAUACGAUCGAGUAGGCGUUAUGGUAUGCAAGUGGCUGUUCGAGUCGGUUCACGACACGCAUGCGAUCUCCGUCUUCGAUUACAUCCUACCACUCAUGCACGAGCUCUUCUGUUUCACCGAAGUGAAUGACAACGAUGAGCUUGCAAACCGGGCACACGUUCUCCUUGUGAGGAUGUGCGGUGUGACACCACCAAGAGCACUGAUAAAUCCUAUAUUGGAUGCUAUAUUUGAAGCUAUCCAGGCAUCACCGUCUUGGAAGGUUCGACUAAAAGCUCUGCCUCUUGUCCAAGUAUUCUAUUUCCGCCAGGUCCCUCUGAUCACUGAAGCCAAGGUAGUCGAAAUUCUUGAGGUACUCUGUCAAUGCUUGGAUGAUGAAGUAGUAGAAGUGCGUGAGAUGGCUGCCACCACGCUGUCUGGUAUCCUCCGGUUGUCGCCCAGAAGGAGUGUACUUAUCCUGAAGGAUCGCUUCGUUAAGCUAGCCAGGAAUAGUCGGAUUCCAAUUAGACAAAACCCUGAAUACAAUUCAGCGAUACGUCGGCGACACGCUGCCAUACUUGGGAUAUGUGCUUUGGUGGAGAGUUACCCUUAUACCGUCGAAAAAUGGAUGCCUGAUUUAUUGACGACUAUUCUGGCGGAACACACAUAUGAUCCUAUACCCAUCUCUACUACUGUCCGCAAAUGUGCAAGUAAUUUCAAGCGGACACAUCUAGAUACCUGGCACGAAGACUCAAAACGAUUUGACGAGGAUCAAUUAUCGGCCCUGUCGACGUUACUGACCGGAUCAUCUUACUACGCAUGACGUGCUGUGGAUCUAACGCCGCAUGUGCUCAUAUAUGAUUUAGUGUAAUUUCAUGCAUUAGAACGUUACAAAGCUUUUGUCCAUGUAGGUAUCAUCGAGUACAAGGAAUGUAAUUUCCAAGUCCCAAACU
Messenger RNA from Guyanagaster necrorhizus, 6190 nucleotides. RefSeq lists its product as uncharacterized. Lineage: Eukaryota; Fungi; Basidiomycota; Agaricomycetes; Agaricales; Physalacriaceae. Gene Ontology annotation, cellular component: cytosol; nucleus. The coding region runs from base 55 to 6060 and encodes 2001 amino acids. The transcript is spliced from 43 exons. The record is from RefSeq and is a predicted model, not a curated record. Gene Ontology annotation, molecular function: peptidase activator activity; proteasome binding. Gene Ontology annotation, biological process: proteasomal ubiquitin-independent protein catabolic process.